GGUUUUCAUUGCACUUUAUUUCGAAAAUGGAGCUGGAGUUAACCCGAGUGGAUUAUACCAUAAUUGGUGUAAAUUCUAAUAAUUGUGUUAAACUUUUACCCUGUGAGGUAUCCGGUGAAACGCAGAAGGUUGCCGUUGCUGAUCAAGAUGGUAUCCUGCAAGUGUUUUCUAUUAAGAAGGAAGAUGUGCUACUGCAUUUUAAAACACUGCCAGGGCCUAAAUGUACGUCCUUGCAACUUGCUGGUGCAUCAGGAACACCACAUGAUAAAAUCUUUAUCGCUACUGAUAAUGAAGUGCGGGGGUUCACAAAGAAAGGAAAAUUAUUUCUAAGUUUUGAUACAAACCUGACAGAACCGAUUUCUUCAAUGUACGUUUUUGGUAAUGAUUUAUUCGUCUGUGGAAAACACAUUUAUAAUCACUACAGGGAUUGUAAAGAUGUUGGAUCAUAUUUAUGUGGUGAUAGAAUCGUCGACGUGAUUGCAUUGUAUUUAGACAAAACUAACCGUCUUAUUUCGCUGAUUGCAUGCGAAGGAAGAAUGAUUAGAAGUUUGGAACAUGCAAGAGUUACACACAGCAUUGAAAUAGAAUCUCCACCGACAUUAUUACACAUUUACGAGUUUGAAGAUCGACAUUUUGUUAUCUUUGGAACAGUUGAUGGUAAAGUUGGUCUGUUAGAUUUGGACAGAGCUCAUACUUUUGAUCGCUGGUUACUUAAUCAUUCGCAAAAUUCAAGUUCAAUCAGUUGCAUCGUAUCUUACGACUUAACAAAAAACGGUGCCAAUAAUUUGGUCAUUGGAAGAAGUGAUGGUAAUAUAGAAGUAUACACCAUUAACAUUCUGGAUAAAAUUGAUCGUCCCAACUUAGUAUUUACAUAUCAUUGCAAUGAAAGUGUCACCUCUUUGCAAUGUGGCAUUGUAAGCACCGUAGGUUUCGAUGAAAUUGUCGUGGCAACUUACACAGGUCGAAUUUUUGGUCUCACCUCGGAAGCUACAGAUAAAAAGGUUGGUGGAGAUAGUCAAAAUGGCUCCUACAUGUAUUCCGCGGAUGCGUCACAUAAAAUAAUCAAACUUAAAUCGGAAAUUGAAGAACUGCAGACAACUUUAGUCAAGGAACGCGAGAGAUAUCAAUCGUUGACGCAUAGUUUUCUUGAUGAAUUCUCAGCUAUACCGAUGUUAAGUAUUAAAGAUUCAAUGAUUUUAAGCAAAGAAGGUGCGUCAUACACUCUUACAUUAGAAGUACCUACAGCGAUUGAUAACGUUCUUUUGCAAAGUGAUGUGCCGGUUGAUUUGUUGGAUGUAGAGAAAAAUUCGGCUGUUGUAAGUUAUAGCGACGCUGAUGCAAAAUCUGGUAAUUUCUUACUGGCAACAUAUCGUUGUCAAGUUAAUACUAAUCGAUUGGAAGUGAACAUUCGUACGAUCGAAGGGCAAUAUGGUGUUUUAAAGGCGUAUAUUACGCCAUUACUACAACCGAAGUUUUGUCAACUGCGUGAAUAUGAAAUUAAACCUUUAUCGCUACAUUUACGCAUUCACCACUUUGAUGAACAACGUGCAUUUGACGUUUUAACUGUAAAGGGAUCAUUUAGCGUGGCAGAAAUUCAUUCCUGGGUGAGCAAUUGCCUACCAGAAGUUCCAGAGAAACCCAAUUUUGGAGAAGAAACUGUGUUGAAUUUUCAAUCCACAUUUUUGGAUACCAUCUUACAAUGUCGAUACACCAAAGGAGAAGGAACAUUUAAAUCUGAUAAUGUUACUACUAUUUCAAUAUUAAAAGAGUUCUUUAGUAAACAAGCUACUAAAAAGAAUAUUAAAUUUGAAGCAUCUGCAUAUAUAAAUGAUGAAAGUAUUAAUCAUGUUUUACAACUCAUCGAUCCAAAGCUCAAGGGUUUCAUUGAUUUGAAUAAGGUUGAUUUGAUUAAUGCACUGCACGAAUUGGACGUAAAUGACAAUGACGAUACAAUGGAUGUUCUCAGCAAGAAAUAUCGCGACUUGCUUGCUAAUGAAAAGAGAUACAGAGACGAAUUUAAACGACAGCCUUCAUUCUGUGAUCGAUUACAUGGUAUAAUAACUGAUUUAUAUGUUGACUACAACAAAUUUAAAGGUAUAAAUGUUAAAAGUAAGAUUCCAAAGUUAAUGGAAAUCCUGGAAAACUACGACUACAAUGAAUUACUACACUUUUUCAGACCAAAUUAUGUAUAAUUCAAUUUAUUUUCUCAAAAAUUACACACCAAUUACCUUGAUCAUAAUAGUACUUAAGUAUGUUAACAUUCUUAAAAGAUUCAACGAGUAAUAAAAGUUCUUGAUCUUGAAAGACGUGAUAGAACCUAAGAAACUCC
Messenger RNA from Dalotia coriaria, 2329 nucleotides. RefSeq names its product Bardet-Biedl syndrome 7 protein homolog. The record is from RefSeq and is a predicted model, not a curated record. Lineage: Eukaryota; Metazoa; Arthropoda; Insecta; Coleoptera; Staphylinidae. Gene Ontology annotation, biological process: intracellular protein localization; intracellular transport; cilium assembly. Gene Ontology annotation, cellular component: ciliary basal body; membrane; axoneme. Gene Ontology annotation, molecular function: protein binding.